Molecule: messenger RNA, 2406 nt
Organism: Scomber japonicus (chub mackerel)
Lineage: Eukaryota; Metazoa; Chordata; Actinopteri; Scombriformes; Scombridae
Gene: cfap20dc
Product: CFAP20 domain containing
Exons: 17
Coding region: 1-2406 (801 amino acids)
Source: RefSeq, a predicted model, not a curated record
AUGUUCAAGAAUAAUUAUCAGGGUGGAGCUGUGGUUGAGAUCUUCAGUGGACAAGGAAAAGACCCUGUAGCAAAAUGGAAACUUUGUGGAGGACCGUCAGCCAUACAUAAAGAAUAUAAUAAAGAAAUCAAAGGAUUUGUUUACUGUCUGGAGGGUAGCAGCCAGACAGUUAAGAUGCAAAUGCCAGAGAAUGGAAAAAUGUCUCUUGGGCUUCUACAAAGAUUCUUGGUCCUUCAAGUGAAAAUUCCUCAGUUCAAAGAUUUUUCCAUUGAGCUUGUGAUUACUGAUUUAGGGCACCUGAAAAGAAGACUGUACUUAUCAACAGUGCAUAAAGAGUUAUCUGCCACACUUUGGCAUGCAAAAAUACCUCUCGUAGGAUUGAAACGCAAUAUUUGGUCUACUAUGUGCAUCGACCUUGUAUCUUUCACUGGCGAACUGUUCAAGGACACAAGCUUUUUGACACUGGAUGGCAUCACUUUAUUUGCCACCUGCAAAGUCCGGAGAAUCUUCACUAUGAAAACAGAGCCUACAGAAAAGUCAGAUGACGAUGUAUUUCUCAGUGGAGCUGGUCUCAUAGACUUGAUCCCUCGUAGUUGCCAGUUUCCAGCAGAUGUAAACCAUGUGACUCAGGUGUUGAACAUGGAGAAUUUACAGAAGGCAGAUAUGAGGAGCGAACAUGUGAACCCUGACUGUGUUCCUGAUCAGUCUACAACUGCCAGAUCAGCUACUUAUCGAAAAACAAGGCUCCAGGGUCUCCUACACACAGCCUCAGGCUCCAGAGGUUCAGGACCACCUCCUCAAACUGGAAGAAAAAGCAGUGCAGCCUCAGAUGAAAUGGAUAGAAGUGUAUUCUGUAUCCAGAAUGUGGGAUCUCUGGUGAGUAAAAUACGCCAAAAUGUUACUGGAGAAGGUCAGAGCAUUGCUAUUCUGACUGGGAAAUUAUCAAAUGAAGAAUCUUCCCAUCUUCCUCAUGAGGGAAUACCUGGCAGUUUACAGCCCCAUCCCCCAAAAGAGAGAGUGUUUGGCAAGCAGGGACCUAAGAAGCUACGGGUCUACAGUGCUGGAGGAGAGAGGCUAGUAUCACCAGAUGCUGUGUCUGGUGGCCACAGUAAGAGAACUAAGACCAGAGAGAAGCUGCCGCCAAGCAGACAAGAGAGCAGCCAACAACCUUUGACCCAAACAGGAAAGACAGAGCAUGUAGCAGCAGAUGAGUGUUGCUUCAGUACACUAAUGAAAAGUUCCAGAGACGCUGACACACCAGCAGAGACGCUCUCCUGCUCAAUCCGGCCAGGUUUGUCUUCUGACCUGCAGGUCUGGAGUAGCUGGGAGAGUAAUGAAGGGUCCGAGCCCCAGCUCACUCUGCCAGAAGUGGUGUUCACUUUCUCAUCCCAACCUCACUCACCCAAACGAGGGCAAGUCCAGGGUGACCAGGAGAAGAUGGAGAUGGGAGAUAAUCAGGUUCAGUGCAAAAGUGUGAGGCGGUACGAGGCCCAACCUGAGGAUGACUUUAUCGGCAGUGAAAGUGAUGAGGAUAAGAACUCUGCCACAUUCCAGCAUCAAAGAAUGAUUGUCGACCCCAAUCCUGAUACUCCCACAUCUCCUGAUCUAACUUUGGAUGUGCAACCUGAAUACCAUAACAUGGACCAAAUGUCUCCAAAAGAGCUUAGUCCAGUUACCACCAAUAUGCAUUAUCAGCUUCCAUCCAGCAGGACAGCGGAACCUGCUGGGAUGGUCCCCAAACGUUGCCUCUCACCCAGUGAUCGUAGACAGGACCACAAGUGUGGCCCACUUGGACCAGAAGUAGUGAGUCAGGUUCUGGAUGGGACCAGCAGUGUAUCACUAUCCAGGAGACUCCUGCAAGAAAUCAAAUUGGAUAACUCACAGCACAAGAUGAAAGAAGACAAGACAUUGAAGCCUGUUGAUUCCAGUGCUUGUGCCUUACGUCUGGUCAGCAGCAGUGUACAAAUGCAUGGGGAUGAUGAUGAUGAGGAGCUCCGAAUGCUGGCAAGUCUAAAAAGGGAGCAGGAGGAGGAUGAGUGUAGAGCCUCAGGAUUCAGUGCAUCACAGAUCCACCAGUGUAAUGUCAGCAUCAGCAUAAGCAGCGAUGAUACCUCUACCUGGACCCACAUCUCAAUGCCAUCUAAUCAGGGUCACCAUUAUCAGAAGGAAAUGAACCCCCUCCUGUGCUCGAACCCCAGGGAGUGGAUGGAUGUGCUCAGCCCUCCCAUUAUGCCUCCCAGCCAGCAGAGAAGGUCAGACAACACAGGGAACCAUUGUGAAGGUCUAAUCGGAGGAGGAGAUGAGUCAUCGAAUGAAGAGGAGAAUGAGUAUUUAAAUCUGCUCUAUGAUCCGUGCCUGAACUGCUAUUUCGAUCCAAAGACGGGGAAGUACUAUGAACUAGCUUGA